Linum tenue is the source of this 914-nucleotide messenger RNA. NCBI's taxonomy places the organism in Eukaryota, Viridiplantae, Streptophyta, Magnoliopsida, Malpighiales, Linaceae. The record is from the annotation of a GenBank genome assembly.
AAACUUGUAAUUUAACCAAGUGAAAAAAGAACUUUCACCAUUUGAAUUGGUCUUACAUCCAAAAAGCGAAAAAGGAAUUUCCACGUGCCACGCUCUGAGUGGAUAUCUAGUUGAGACUGCAGUUCCCAGCUUUCACACAAACUCCCCUGCCCUCAAGCCUCUCAAACUGGUCGUUUUGAGUUUUGACCUAGCCAACCCCAUCCCGUUCCCCUUUUCUUUGCUGUUUUGUUCCUGUCUUGUGCGCUCGCUCCUUCUUGUUCAGGGAUCCCACUUCCGUCCCCCAAAAAAAAUACCAGAUCGCGCUUCCGGUCUUCUGCAAUGGCCGAACUCGCCACCGUCGACUCUCUCUCUUCUCUGGAGCUUAAGACUGCACCUGCAGAUUUCCGUUUCCCAACAACCAACCAAACCCGGCACUGCUUCACACGAUACAUUGAGUUUCAUCGGUGCGUUGCUGCAAAGGGGGAAGAUGCUGCAGACUGUCAGAAAUUCGCCAAAUUCUAUCGCUCUCUUUGCCCUGGUGAAUGGGUUGAGAAAUGGAACGAGCAAAGGGAGAACGGGACAUUUCCUGGACCUCUGUAGAGGGGGUGAAGAGAAUCAUUGUGCAGUUUGUUUUCAAGUGGUUGAAUGAGCUUUCAAUAUUUGCGUAACUGUAAUGUUCAAGUCGCAAGUUGAUUUGGCAAUAAAUUUUACUGCCAUGCACAUUUCGUUUGAAUUUUUUUGUUUCCCCUAGUUGGAUCCAACUGUUGGGACUGCCAUUUUCAGUCAACCAAAUAACGAGUUUGUUUGUUUAUUUGUUUGGCAUCGUUCUCACUUCUCUAUCUAUCCCUCCCUCUCGAGACCAUUGCUGUCUCAUUGUUUUCGACUUUCGUCGUAAUUGUCAUCACUACUGCAAGCAAGUGCUGAACUAGAGAUUC